UUCCGUUUUCCAAUCAUUCGAGUCGUAAGAUGGCGGACCGGCGGCGAAGGAGGAGGCGCGUGUCCCAGGACAGCGAGGACGACGACGAGUCCGGUUCGGGCUCGGACAGCGGGAGGUCGGGCUCCCCGGCGACGAAGAGCCGAGGGAGAGAGCCCGACCCGGUGGAAGCUGUAGCGGGCCGGGUGGAGGCGAAAAAAGACGUGGAGUCCGAGUGUGAGAGUGAGGAUGGAGUAGGAGAAGCGGUCCUCUCUGACUACGACAGUGCAGAUCCGGAGGAAAACGGCUCCCACUCGGAGGGAGUGGAGGAGGAAGAGGAGGCAGAGCAGUACAGCGAUGAAGAGGCUCCGGCAGCAGCCAGCGAGCCUAAACCCUCUGCCGCUGAGGUCCCAACGCAGGGGGAGGAAGAGAGGCAUGAGGAGGCAGAGGAGGAGGAGGAGGAGGCAGAGGGGGAGGGAGGAGGAGGAGGCGGUAAAGAGGAGAGCAAGGUGGAGGAGAAAGGAAACCUAGCCGGAGAGAGACAGAGCGGUGACGGACAGGAGUCCACAGAUGAUCCCGAGACGAAGGCGGGAGGAAAACCCGGCCAGAAGCUCGACGACGACGAGGACAGAAAGAACCCGGCCUACAUCCCCAGGAAGGGUCUGUUCUUCGAGCACGACGUCAGAGGACACACGCAGGAGGAGGAGAGACCUAAAGGUCGAAACAGGAAGCUGUGGAAGGACGAGGGUCGCUGGGAGCACGACAGGUUCAGGGAGGAGGAGCAGGCGCCGAAGAGCCGCGAGGAGCUCAUCGCCAUCUACGGUUACGACAUCCGCAACGGCGGUGGCUCCGGAGAGCGACCGUACAGGCAGCGCAGGCCCCGACAGAGUGUGUCUCCCAGCAGAGACAAACGCUGGCGAGAAGGAGGAGGAGAGCGAGCGGUUCGCUCCUGGCAGAACAGCGGAGGAGGUCCGAACCGAGGAGGAGCUCCGCCUUCAUCCAUCCAUCCCUCCUCUUCCUCCCCUUCCUCUCUCCCUCUCUCCUCCGCUCAGCGUAGCAGCAACUCUUCCAGACCGCCUCCCUCCCGCAGCAGACCAUCCCACCAGAAUCAAAUGCACCUCCCGCCUCAGUCCCAGUACAGGAAUAACGAAUCGAACGCACCCCAGAUGCAUCCCAGAGACCGACAGGGCUCCAAAGCUCAGUCGGAGCCCGCAGGAGACAGAGGCGUGGUCAGCAGAGGAGGGCGUGGCGGCGGGGGGAGGGGAGGUCCCUCCGUGGUCAUCGAGGACAUUACGGUCAGCCAAGGUGGCGUUGGGGACGAGGAUCGGGGCUUAAGUGCUGUAACGGCGUCGUCAACGUCACAUACGAGUAGUUAUCAGUCUGCGUUGCCGAGACGACAGCAGCAGGAGCAACGAGGGAGCGCCGACAGAUCUGCAUCUGGAUUGGCCGCCUCCACCUCUGACCCCGCCCUACAGUCGUCGUCAGCAGCAGCAGCAGCGACCAAUCGGGAAGCUUCUCCUCCCACCGAGCGGCCAGUGGAGCGUAAAUCAUACUCGCUGGCUCGCAGGACUCGCUCUCGGCCCGCGGACCUGGGCAGCAAACAGCCGUCCAUGGAGGAGUCUGCAGCCGGAGGGAACGCCUCCUCCCCCGGCAGUGGGGGAGGGAAAAGCUGGACGGGAGGAGGCAACGGGCCGAGCCAGGCGGGAGGAGGAGGAGGAGGAGGAGGCGAGCUCGACCAGGACGUGGCUCGGCUCAGUCUGGCCGGACAGAACUGGAGCCAGAGCCCGACCUCGUACAUCCGCUCCGAGAUGAGAGGCCUCCCGAACCCCAUGCACAUCCCCGGCGGCCCGCCUCAGUUCUCCAGCAUGGAGGAGAUGGGCGUCGGCUCCAACCGGGCCAAACGUUACUCUUCGCAACGUCAGAGAGCCGUACCCGAGCCGGCGCCGCCCAUGCACCUGGGAGUGAUGGAGGGACACUACUACGAGCCCAUGUCGUAUCAGGGACCAAUCUACGCCCACGGGGAUGGCCCCGCCCCCAUCCCGCCGCAGGGCAUGCUGGUCCAGCCGGAGAUGCACAUCCCUCACCCUGGCCUCCAUCCCCACCAAUCAGGCGGCCCGAUCGCCAACCCCGCCAUCUAUGGAGGCCCGCCGGUGUCUCUGUCGCCAGGGCAACCGCAGCAACUGCUGCCUCCGCCUUUCUACCCUCCGCCAGGGGUCAUGACCUUCCCUUACCCAGCCAUGUACCCAACCCCGCAGGGUCAGGCCCAGGUGACGUACGGAGGCGUGACCUACUACGACACGAUGCAGCAGCAGGCUCAGCCCAAGCCGUCGCCCCCCCGCCGCACAUCCCAGCCCGUCACCGUCAAGCCCCCCCCUCCGGAGGUGCCCUUCGCCUCAGAGUGACCCCUCACCCCUCCCAGCCACCCAGUCCCAGCCACUCUCCGGGUCCAAGACUACAGGAGCGGGGUGGGAGGGUCGGUGAGGAGCUGCGGUCCCCAACAGCAACCACCAACGUCAACGAGGGAGGGAAGGACGAGCGGACGGAGGGGAG
Molecule: messenger RNA, 2526 nt
Organism: Thunnus maccoyii (southern bluefin tuna)
Lineage: Eukaryota; Metazoa; Chordata; Actinopteri; Scombriformes; Scombridae
Gene: casc3
Product: casc3 exon junction complex subunit
Exons: 13
Coding region: 30-2378 (782 amino acids)
Biological process (GO): mRNA processing
Cellular component (GO): exon-exon junction complex
Molecular function (GO): mRNA binding
Source: RefSeq, a predicted model, not a curated record